ACAGCUUGGUUACGUAGCAGAAACAAGCCGCCGACAUGCCUAAGAACAAGGGAAAGGGAGGAAAGAACCGACGUAGGGGUAAGAACGAGAACGACAACGAGAAGCGCGAGCUCGUCUUCAAGGACGAGGGCCAGGAGUAUGCCCGUUGUCAAGAUGCUGGGUAACGGCAGGCUCGAGACCCUCUGCUUCGACGGCACCAAGCGACUGGGCCACAUCCGCGGCAAGCUCAGGAAGAAGGUCUGGAUCAACCAGGGCGACAUCAUCCUCCUCUCCCUCAGAGACUACCAGGACGAGAAGGGCGACGUCAUCAUGAAGUACACCGCCGACGAGGCCCGUUCCCUCAAGGCCUACGGAGAGCUGCCCGAGUCCGCCAAGAUCAACGAGACCGAUACCUACGGCCCCAACGAGGAUGGCGAGUGCAACUUCGAGUUCGACGAGGACCGCGACUCGGAAGACGACGACGAGGGCGCUGCCGGCAAGGACAUCGAGAUCGACGACAUCUAAGCCGCCUGCCCGCCCCCCACACACAGCCCGCCUUCGAUGCGCAAGACAAGCAUGGUCCACCUGGUCGUUUGUCGUCGUCUGCAGCUCGAGACCCUCUCGUCGUAGGCCGCCAAACACGAUCGGGGAAAGCUGUCUUCUCUCUCAAACCCAUCCUAUCCUAUACACACGCCUUGUCUGCUCU
Molecule: messenger RNA, 685 nt
Organism: Truncatella angustata
Lineage: Eukaryota; Fungi; Ascomycota; Sordariomycetes; Amphisphaeriales; Sporocadaceae
Product: putative eukaryotic translation initiation factor 1A
Exons: 3
Coding region: 139-504 (121 amino acids)
Biological process (GO): translational initiation
Cellular component (GO): cytoplasm
Molecular function (GO): translation initiation factor activity; RNA binding
Source: RefSeq, a predicted model, not a curated record